This is a messenger RNA of Lethenteron reissneri (Far Eastern brook lamprey), 339 nucleotides long. It is a transcript of the gene HSBP1, whose product is annotated as heat shock factor binding protein 1. The record is from RefSeq and is a predicted model, not a curated record. Gene Ontology annotation, biological process: cellular heat acclimation. Gene Ontology annotation, cellular component: nucleus; cytosol. Lineage: Eukaryota; Metazoa; Chordata; Hyperoartia; Petromyzontiformes; Petromyzontidae. Gene Ontology annotation, molecular function: transcription corepressor activity.
GCGCCUCCUCGUGGGCGCGCCCGGCCUAGGAAGUUGUUCGGCGGCGGCGGCGGCAUCGGCGGCAUCUCCCCCUGAGGCUCAUCGAACCGCGAGCGCCUUGAAGCCGCCAAACCCGAGGAGCGGAUGGCCGACACCGAUUCUAAGUCGGUGCAAGAAGUCGCCACUGUCGUGGAGAACCUCUUGCAGCAAAUGCAGGAGAAGUUUCAGGCCAUGUCGGAUCAAAUCCUCGGCAGGAUCGACGAAAUGAACUCGCGGAUCGACGACCUGGAGAAGAACGUGGCGGAGCUGAUGACCCACGUGGAUGGGGAGGAGGAAGGGGGCGUGGAAAACAAGGUGUGA